Molecule: messenger RNA, 1823 nt
Organism: Sceloporus undulatus (fence lizard)
Lineage: Eukaryota; Metazoa; Chordata; Lepidosauria; Squamata; Phrynosomatidae
Product: vascular cell adhesion protein 1-like
Exons: 5
Coding region: 77-1045 (322 amino acids)
Biological process (GO): cell adhesion
Molecular function (GO): integrin binding
Source: RefSeq, a predicted model, not a curated record
UUUGACUCCACAUAACUAGCUGAAAAGCUGCGCUGUUCCUGAGUGAUCUUCAUUUUGGUGCCUCAGCCCAGUUAAGAUGACAGCUGUCCUGCUAUUCAACCUAGCUGGCCUUCUUAGUUUCUGCCUGCCUUUGGUGUGGCCUUGCAGUGUAUCCAUCCACCCCAAGGCACCUGUUGUGCCAUUUGGGGGCUCCGUGAAACUGAACUGUACAGCUACAUGCACCAACUACACCAAAAUGGAGUGGGAGGUCUCUUUUGCACGAGAUGUCGAGGAAGGAGAAGGAUGGAUUUCUCUGAACAUCAAGAACGUGACAGAAUGGACGCCUCAGCCACUGUGCUUGGCCAAAUACAAGGGAUCUGGCUCAAUCCACACCAGGGCAGUAAUCUAUGUUUACGAAUUCUCAACCCCGGAUAUCUACCUGGCUUCGGAGAUUAAGAGUGGUCACUCGGAGAGAAUCAUCUGCAACAUUUCUAGCUUGAGGGUGAGAGACCAAAUCUCACCCAACGUCAACAUCUCCCUGAUCAGGGGUACUAUACUGCUGAAUAGUAGCUAUGGACAAGCAUCACUGGAGUACAGCUUUGUGGCAAACCUUAACCGGGAUGAUGGGGAAGAAAUCAUUUGUGCGGCCCAAGUCCAGGUGGGCUCAGAGGUGCUGAAUAAGAGUGCGACAAGGACCUUGAAGGUUGUGGCUAGCCCUUACAAUAUCAGUAUCUCAACAAAUCACAUGACGUACCAAGCUAACACAAACAUUGUGAUGACGUGCGAGGCUGAAGGAAAACCCUUCCCGGAGUUUUUGUGGGAUCUUCCCUCCAAAGCCAGUGUAGGAUUCUCAAACAACAACAAGACUCUGAUGAUCCAUUCAGCUCAAAGUUUCCAUAAUGGGACUUACCGAUGUCUAGCAUAUAAUAUGUAUGGCAAGAAGUCGGCACAAAUUGACAUCCUCUUUCAAGAGAGGUCUCGUAGCUGGAUUGUAGCCUUGGUGGUGGUGGCAUUGUUGGCUGUAGUCUUCACUGUUGGCAUCUUCUGGUAUCACUGCCGGAAAUGAGGGGAUCCAAAUGGAAACAGGCAGACCUGGAACUUCUUUCUGUUGUAGGAGGCAGAGGUUGGUUGCUACAGGUUGCUUUUCUUGACAAGCCGGAGCAGAAGCAACAAAUAAAGGGAAUCAUUGCUGUGGUUGAGAACUCUGCAGAAAAUGGACAAGAUCCCCCUGAAGACCUCCUUCUGCUACUGAAAGAAACAGAACAUGCUCUUGUCAAUGCCAAGUCAAAGCAAGAAGGCUGACAAAGACACAAUAAUAAGCAAAGAAUUCAGCUACCUGAAGAAUUCAAUUUUCACUUGCCCAGCGGAAUCAAGGUUCUAGCUCUUAUGAUUGUAAAAAUAUGCUUGAGAGGAUGUAUAUGCCGCUGAAAUCUUAGAAGAUGGGUUAAUGAACAUAAUGGGACUUACUCCUAACUGCUGACAUGUAGGACUGUGCUGCACACCUUUUAUAUGAAAAAAAAAUCAGUUUUUGGACAAGACACUUGAGCUUUCCCAUUGAAAUGGGGGAGAGAGGAUUAAAAAAACACACAUUUGGAGAAGAUUAUGCCCUUUAUGUUUUUUUUUCCAAGUGAAGAUUAUAUGCAUAUUGAUUGUCAGCUUCAUCAUUUUCAUACAUUCAAGGCAAAGGACAAAAACUAGAACUAUUAUAACUGUUAUAUUUUUAAAAAAACUUCCUGUAUUUAUGGAUUACUUUUUCAUUCUCUGUUGUACCAAUAAAAAUAUCUCUGGUUAAUGUUUCAAAUGGAUACAGUUCUGCAAAUCUAAGUAUAACCCCACAUGUCUAG